Messenger RNA from Salvelinus fontinalis (brook trout), 3340 nucleotides. RefSeq names its product NIM1 serine/threonine protein kinase a (gene nim1ka). Gene Ontology annotation, cellular component: cytoplasm. The coding region runs from base 610 to 1962 and encodes 450 amino acids. Gene Ontology annotation, biological process: intracellular signal transduction; microtubule cytoskeleton organization; protein phosphorylation. The record is from RefSeq and is a predicted model, not a curated record. Lineage: Eukaryota; Metazoa; Chordata; Actinopteri; Salmoniformes; Salmonidae. Gene Ontology annotation, molecular function: protein serine/threonine kinase activity; tau-protein kinase activity; ATP binding. The transcript is spliced from 7 exons.
GUGUGUGUGUGUGUGUGUGUGUGUGUGUGUGUGUGUGUAAAAGAGAGAGAAAAUUACAGACACACACAAGCAGACUAAGACUAAGAGAGAGAAUUCAGAGAGAGAGAAAGAGAGAGACAGUGAGAGUGAGAGAGAGAGAGACAGUGAGAGUGAGAGCGAGACAGUGAGAGAGAGUUUUAGUGAAAGGAAGAGGAGGAUCCCUUUCGUAGAAAGCAUUUCCCCAUAGCUACCUGGUGUUGUGAGCUGCAGUACCAGUGCCUCUCUCAAGGGAAAUACAUCCUCUCAUACAACUGGUAGCCUACAUGUAGGGAGAGUGGAGUGCACUGCAGAUCUACGUUACGUGUUGUGGAUGGAUUCUUCGAUUAUAGUUUUCGCCAUUGUUAUUGCAGAGUAAACGAAGAGGAUCACCAGAGCUUGGACCAGCCCUCCACCACCAACCAUCCUAAUGGAUCCUUAGCCACUGUCUGCUGCUAUUUGACCGAUCUGCGGUCGUCUGGACAUUCGGUGAACAGAAAAGUUCUCUACAUGGACCCUAUGUAUAAAGGUGGUGCCUUGCAUCAGAACCCCCUCCAGCCAUGAGCUACCCCCAUCCUAGGCAUCCUGGGUAGGAUGACGGCCGUGUACCCCUCUGGGGUAGGCUCUGCUGGGGCUACGGUGGGGAGUUCCAGGGGCUCUGGGGCUGGGAGAACAGGCGGUCAGGACAGGAGAUAUGCCCGCUGGAGCCGUCAGGACAGCUCGGACAUCGCUACAGAUGAUGAGGGGGUCCCUGCCCGCCAACUCACCCCCCUGGAGAGGCUGAACCUCGACAUGUGCCAGGACGACAGGGUGGUCCGUGAGCUCACAGUGGGCCGACGUAUCGGCUUCUACAAGGUCCGCGGGGAGAUCGGCUGUGGAAACUUCUCCCAUGUCAAGCUGGGGAUCCACGCCCUCACCAACGACAAGGUGGCCAUUAAGAUCCUGGAUAAGACCAAGCUGGACCAGAAGACCCAGAGGCUACUGUCCAGAGAGAUCUCCAGCAUGGAGAGACUACACCACCCCAACAUCAUACGUCUCUACGAGGUGGUGGAGACGUUGUCACGGUUACACCUGGUGAUGGAGUAUGCUGGUGGAGGAGAGCUCUACACCAAGAUUAGCAUGGAGGGGAAACUGUCGGACAUUGACAGCAAGAUUGUCUUCUCUCAGAUCCUCUCGGCUGUCAAACACAUGCAUGACAACAGCAUCAUCCACCGUGACCUGAAGGCAGAGAACGUGUUCUACACGUGCAGCACCUGCGUCAAGGUGGGAGACUUCGGCUUCAGCACGCUGAGCCGCCGCGACGAGACCCUCAACACGUUCUGCGGCUCCCCGCCCUACGCCGCGCCUGAACUCUUCAGGGACGAACACUACCUGGGCGUCUUCGUAGACAUCUGGGCCCUGGGCAUCAUGCUGUUCUUCAUGGUGACAGGAACCAUGCCCUUCAGGGCGGACACGGUGGCCAAACUGAAGCGCUGCAUUCUAGAGGGGGCCUAUGUGCUGCCCUCCUGGGUACAGGAGCCCUGCCAGAGGCUGAUCAGAGGCAUCCUCCAGCCCCAGCCCUCAGACCGCUGCAGUGUGGAGCAGAUGAUGGGCUGUGAGUGGCUGCUGCCUAUAGACUUCCCCCGGGCCAUGGAGCCUUUUAAACUGGACCCGUCCUAUCUGGCCGAGAGCACGCCUUCAGAGUUGGAGGAGGAUGAGGCGGAGGUGAGGGAGGCGCUGGAGAUACUAGGGAUCACCCCGGAGCAUAUCUUAAAUAAUCAGGGGAAGGACUGUAGGAGUUCUGUUACGGGCAUUUAUAGGAUUCUGUUGCACCGUGCGCACAAGAGGCGGGCGGUGGAGAGCAUGCCUGUGGUUACACAUGUGGUCGGGUCCAGCGUGAGUAAAAAGGACCGGCUAAAGGCGUACCACAGCUUACGGCACACCUCCAAGCUCUGUGUGAUUCUGUGACGAAAAGCCUUUGCUCCUAUAGUUUAACUUUUGUUGUAGUUUUUUUGUCAAUAAAGUAAACAUUUAUGUGACUGUGAAUGAGGAAUGAGGUGGGGAAUUUUAAAUCAGUGCAACUUCUGUCUAGAAUGUUUAUCAACAAAAUGUUCACCGCAGAUAAGAAAAACGGGGGAAAAAUCCUAAAGUUGGGAUUGACGUUAGGAUUUUUCUUAUUUUUAAAUCAGUCUCUGUGAGAAUAUACUUUAGCCUGGGUGCCUGUCUUUUUCGACUUUAUCUUACCAGACAAGGCAAAAAUUGUACAUACUGUCAUCCAGCAGACGCUUUUCUCCAAAGUGACAUACUGUUAACGCGUACGUAUAUUCAUAUGACCUCAUGCAGCAAUAAGUCCUACAACUCUGAUGUUACAAUCACAACCUGAAGCGACUGAGGCUUGGUAAAACCAGAUGUAGCAUUGUGGAAUGCAGAAAGAGUCAAGCAUCCAGGCUAAUGAGAAGGAAGAAUGUGAUGAUUUGAAAUAGAAAUCAGGAGGUGAUUAUGUCUCGAAUGUUUUAUUGCACUGUUUUUGACAGACAUUAGUUUUUUCUUUCCAGUUACAUGACAUCAUGAUUCUGAAGCGGCUGAGGCUUGGUAAAACCAGAUGUAGCAUUGUGGAAUGCAGAAAGAGUCAAGCAUCCAGGCUAAUGAGAAUGAAGAAUGUGAUGAUUUGAAAUAGAAAUCAGGAGGUGAUUAUGUCUCGAAUGUUUCAUUGCACUGUUUUUGACAGACAUUAGUUUUUUCUUUCCAGUUACAUGACAUCAUGAUUCUAGACAUUUUCAUCUCCUAUUUCAUAAAUGCAUGUCAUUUUUAUUCAUUUUGCAUAUGAUAUCCUAUCACAGUACUUCCCAAACUUCUCCUUGAGUACCCCCAGCCAGUCCACUUCUUUGAUGUAUUUCAAAACGAGCAUAGCUGAUUGAAAUGGUUACCUAAUCAUCAAGCCCUUCAUUAGUUGAAUCAGCAGUGCUAGUUCUGGAAUACAUAAAAUAACUGGGCUGGCUGGGGGUACUCGAGGAGAGGUUUGGGAUGUCUGAUUAUAUCUCUUAGACUGAGAGCCAGUCUGUUUUUGCGCUAUCAUGCUAACUCCUUGUCACUCAUUGUCAUGCAAAACGUGUUUGGCUUUGACAAUAAGCACUGGAGUUGGCAAGAGCACAAACAGAUCUGGGACCAGGCUAGAUAUCAGCAGGUAACUGGUUGAAAGGAACACAUUGGCCUUAUUGGCCUGGUUGGGUUGACAGUUAUUUGUACACCUUACCUGUCGUCGCCAAUAAUUUGAUUUUCAAUUGUUAUGAUGCCAUAUUACUGCCCAAUAUAUAUUUUCAAAAUAUGAAAUAAAAUGCUGAAAUAC